Messenger RNA from Fusarium keratoplasticum, 1848 nucleotides. Its product is annotated as Histone acetyltransferase. The record is from RefSeq and is a predicted model, not a curated record. Gene Ontology annotation, biological process: regulation of DNA-templated transcription. NCBI's taxonomy places the organism in Eukaryota, Fungi, Ascomycota, Sordariomycetes, Hypocreales, Nectriaceae. The transcript is spliced from 2 exons. Gene Ontology annotation, molecular function: histone acetyltransferase activity. Bases 1 to 1848 code for a protein of 615 amino acids.
AUGCCUCAGAAGCGCAAGCGACAAGACGAAGACCCCGCUCCUCCCCAGCCUCAGUCCCAACCCCAACCUCAAUCUCAACCUCCUCCCGCCGGUGCGCGUCGGGCGACGCGUCAAACUCCGGUCCAACCCCCACGAGUUCCACCAGCAGCGACCGCAACAACUUCAGCGCAACCACCAGCAAAACACCCCGAGACCGCCGUUCCGCCGCCUGUAAUACCGUCUUCUACAACUCUGCGAUGGGCUCCGCUUGAACAGCCAGGCCCGGCCGUAAGGCAUAACCCGCAAGCCAUGACGAGCGUCCAGACGCCGAGAGCUGGCCGGCCGCCGUCGGACUUGGUUGCGCCUGAGAUCACAUAUCAUGUACCUCAGACGCAUAUCAGCCCGUCGCACCGCACUUCAGCGCUCGUGCGUCCUCACGGCCCAACAGCACAGCCGCCGCGCAUCCUCGAGCGACCGCCGCCUCCGACGGUGACUCCUGUCUUUCCCCCAAAGCCUCCAGCGUCGUCCCCUUCACGCCCCCCGCUGCGAACCGACCGCAAUAUUGAUAAGGUGGUGUUGGGUAAUAUCGUUUUCCGCACAUGGUACCCUAGCUACUACGGAAAGGAGGUGCUUGGGGACUCUUCUGGGACGGCAGGAAAGGGAGGGAGCAAGGACACUGGAGCCAAAGACCAGACUUCAGGCGGCAAGUCCUCAUCUAGACGGGAUCGCGAUCACCCGCCUGUGCUCGACCGUUUACACGUCUGCCCCAGCUGCUUCAAGUAUUCCAAGGAGGUUAUACCAUGGCGGGGUCACGUUCAGGUGUGUGAGCGGCGGGCCCAUGUCCCAGGGCGCAAGAUCUACGUUCAUCCACAAGGCCGGAGAAAGGUACUUGUGCCGCAAGAGGCCAGAUCGACUGGACCCAAGAGGCGGAGAGGAGAGGGUAAUAUACGUUACGUCGAAGAGAUUGUUCAGGACGAGGGAGAAUGGAGCAUCUGGGAGGUGGACGGCGAGACGGACGGGCUCUUUUGCCAGAACCUGUCACUCUUUGCAAAGCUCUUUCUCGACAACAAGUCCGUCUUCUUCGACGUCACCGGCUUCAACUAUUUCUUGCUCGUUUAUACGCCUCCAGCCAAACCCUCGUCGACUGGGAACGCCCUAAGCAUCGGCCCCGCUACCACAUCGACCGAAGACGAGCCCCCGACGCCCCGCAUCACAGGCUUCUUCUCCAAGGAGAAGAUGUCAUGGGACAAUAACAACCUCGCCUGUAUCCUGAUAUUCCCUCCAUGGCAGCGAAAGGGCCUUGGUGCUCUGCUCAUGGGGGCCUCGUACGAGAUCUCGCGGCGGGAGGGUAUCUUAGGUGGCCCAGAGAAGCCCAUAUCGGACCUGGGUAAGAAAGGGUACAAGCGGUACUGGGCGGGCGAGAUUGCGCGGUGGUUACUUAGCAUUGAUGUCGAUGCUAACGGGCCUGGUAACGAGGUCCUUGUAGACUUGAACGACUGCAGCCAGGCAACGUGGAUUCACCCUGACGACUGCCUGCAGGUGCUGCGAGACAUGGGUGUCGCCGAAGAAGUCGGUUUGGGACCCGGUAAGCCCGAACCCAAGGCUGUCGACGAUGCGGAUGCGGAGGAGAAGGAAGACGAGGCUCCGGGCCCGGCAGCAUCUACCACAGCGCCUCCGGCAGAGGAAGACACGGCCGACAAGGAGCCCGUCAAGAUGGUGCCGCGGGUGCGGGUAGAUAAGCAGGCGGUCCGGCGAUACGUAGCGGAGCACCGGAUCAGCCUAGAGCGCAUGUGCGAUGCCGCGGGGUUCGUCGAGGGCUAUGCCAUCAAGGCGCCCGAGGCCAAGGACGAGGAUGAAGAUGAGGAGUGA